This is a messenger RNA of Hypomesus transpacificus, 4910 nucleotides long. RefSeq names its product CDC42 effector protein (Rho GTPase binding) 1b (gene cdc42ep1b). The transcript is spliced from 3 exons. Lineage: Eukaryota; Metazoa; Chordata; Actinopteri; Osmeriformes; Osmeridae. The record is from RefSeq and is a predicted model, not a curated record. Bases 2677 to 3795 code for a protein of 372 amino acids.
UGACCAGAGAGUCCCCAGCAUAUUUAGAAAUCACUGUCCUUUCUGAAAACAGAAUGCAGCUCUGGAGUUGUAAACGGAGUCAUUAUGAAUGUCCUUCUACUUGUGAUAUGUAGCCAAUGGGGACUGAAUCCCAUUCCAGAGGACUACCCGACAGGAUUUUUUCAUUGCGAGGCAUUGCAAGAUUCUAAAUAGCCUUACAUACAUUUCUAAAAAGUGGAUCCGACCUACUCAGCAUGCCACUUUAAAUGACAAAACAGACUCACAAAAUGAGCAGAUCUCAAUCCCAAAGGAGAAGCCAUGAAACCCAGAAUUUGAUGGGAACUUUGGAAUGGAUUGGUUCCUGUGGUUUUCCGAUAGAACUGCAGCACAACUGUUCUGGAGGCCAGCCAGUGUCUCAGCUCCCUGACGUGAUCUGACUGGAAAGCGGGGGACCCAUCUUCCUGGAGGUUCGGGCGCUAAGUGGAUUGAAGACGGCAGAGAGCAAGGGAUGAAGGGAAGGAGGAGGAUGAGGGAAGACAGAAGGAGGGAUUAACAGCUAAUCCAGCGUACGGCCAAUCCCAGAGGAGCCUCUUUGCGCCCUAGCGAGGCGCAGACAAAACAGCCGCUCGGAUUACGCCACUCUGCUUUAUUGUCUUUUUUUAAGAAAAGCCUUCUUUUAGGGGGGGGGCGGGUGUUUGUUUUCUCUGUCUCUGGGUGCCGGGUGUCCCUUGGAGGGGCUGUGUAGCCCAGGAUCAGGAGCAGCAGGCCUGAGGAGAGGGCAACGGCAGGACAUCCCACUGACUGUGUGGUCCCACACACGGAUAAACGUCUUUAGCGGGAGAUGACAAAACCUAGAGUGGACCCCCUGCCCUGACAGCCUGCGACAAAAACAGAGAAGUGCAGACCGCUCUUUUGGAUAUCACUACACUGUGUAUGGGUGAUACUUGAUAUGAAGGACUAACUCGGAUCAAGCAACAGGUUGGAGGUACCUUCUUUGCUGUUUGUCUGAUGAACGGUAGAUUACAGUGGCGCAUGAGGUGAGAUUGAUCCUAAAGCAGCCAGAUUACAAGGCAGUUUCCUAAGGGACUUAUUUAAAAGUUCAAUACUUUUGGUAACCAGAAAACCUUGGUUGAUUACCAGAAGGUUCAUAGGGGUGACUUUGGUGAUGCACGUGCUUCAGAAGGAGUGCAGAAUGAGUUUGUCUUCCUGUUUUACGAUGCUGCACUGAAGGUUGGAUGCUGACUUCCAGACAGACAGCUCUGAAAGGCAGACCCCAGGCACAUCAGGAGGAAUACAGCUGCUGAUUGACCCUGGUGGCGAGUAGUGAAAGCACAAGGAGAGAAUCAGGUGGGAAUAAAAGGUGUUUUAAAAGCAAGUUAAUCCAAUUACUCUCGCUUUAACAAGUUAUUUAUAAACACCUCCCAGCAAGUGUGACAGGCAGGUCACAGGGAGGCACAUAGCUUAAACACAGCCUGCUUAAUAUCUAUCACUCACCUCAACUGAUAUCUACAGUACACUCUGCCAAGGCCUGCAGGAAUUUUUACUAGGUUUGGAAAAAGCGGAAAUAUUUAUUCUGGUUUUACGAGGAUCUCGUAAACGCUCUGGAGAAGUGAUUAGCGUCUAGACUGGUAGGACCUCUGUUAACUGUUUGUAAACAUGAGCUUGGAUGGCUGGUAUAGAUCCUGGGGUUACCUGGUGAGACAGCUGUUCUUCCAGUCUGCAUAGAAAGACCCCCUUGUGUCCUACAUUCUUCUCGGCCUUUGAGUUGGUUCUGAGAAGGAAGAAAUACGCCUAAGAAAUAAGCCUGAAAGCUUUCUGUAAGAUGUCAUUCCGGAAGGUUAAGUUAUCUUUAGGUUACUAAAGAGGCAGGACGCAUUUAAGUUGCGUAGUUUGGUAUGUUUUUUAGGACUGAGAUUGUUUUAGUUGGAAUUAUUCACAGGUAGGAGCCUGCCAGCAGGGAAAUGCAUGAUUGUGUUGUUGUUGCUCACAACCAGAACGCCAAUACAGACUAACGACCAGGCUCCAAUCCAAACCGUGAAGAUAAAAUCAAGCUGAAUGACUUUUUCUUGCGGAAUGUUUAUAGUUCCCCUGUCUUUCCCGUCUCUGACACAGAGAGGGUGGAUUCUCUAGGUCACUGAGUAGGGCUAAAAAGUAUAUAGUUUGAGGCUGAAAACUGGACGUGUAUUUCUGAACAUUCACGAACCCAGAUCUGAAAACAGCUCCCCAGCUGUGGAACCACAGAGGCCCGCGGUCAGAAGAGCCGACCUUGGAAUGUGUCAUAUCUCCUCUUUUUUCUCCUCACUCCGUUGUGAAUGAGGACACAAUCUUUGUAAAGUUGAGUGGUCAUUCUGGAGAAAAACAAACAACUUGGAAAGAGAGAGAGAGGAAUCCAUUUUGAAUAUUGACUGACUUUACAUCCUGCCAUCCUUCAGCACCAAAACGUGUGGAACAUCCAGAAGAGGAACUGCAGCCCAACUCUGUAUGAAUGGUUGGCACUUGUCGUGUGGAGAAUGGAUUCUACACACAUUCUCACCACAUAAAACAAUCAGAGAUCUGUAUUCUCUGUCCUAGGAAUCCCAGCCCUGUUAAAGUGACUUUUUUUUAUCCCCCAACGCUUUGUCAGUGGACCUUUCACUGGAAAUCAAACCUCCUGAUUUGAAUUGAAGGGAAAUUGUGCUUAUUAUUGUUGAGGACAACAUGAGUCUGGGCAAAAUGCCAGGGAUCAAGGGCCUGGUCUCUGGCUCUCAGGGGAAGCGUCGCUUUAAGAGCGACCUCUCAGUCGACAUGAUCAGCCCUCCUCUCGGCGACUUCCGUCACACCAUGCAUGUGGGCCGCGGCGGAGACGUGUUUGGAGACACCUCCUUUCUUAGCAACCAUGGUGGCAACGGGGAGACGGGAGAUCCCGAUUCGCCCACCAGCGGCUCCAAGACCACCCGUUUCUUGUCGCGCACCUUGCGCCACGUUCGCAAGACACCAGCGCCACGUCCAAGAGGCGGUUCCCGCGACCUUUCACCCCCGCCACCGCCCGUCUCACCCAUCAUCAAAAACGCCAUCUCGCUGCCCCAGCUGAAUGUGGACUUUCCCAACGGCCGCCUGCAGAGGGUGCUGUUCCCCAGCUCUGCCAGCUCCCCAGGGGACUCCUGUUGCUAUGGUCUGCAGUCCGGUUUCGUCACGCUCCCCCGUCUCUCCCGCCUGGACAGACAGCUGGACGAUGGAGACAACCGCCGUGGCUCCCUCACGGAAAAUGGGGACUUCUUGAUGACGCGCUCCGACUCCUUCACCUCCUUGACCUCCUUCACCGUCGACCUGGGCCCUUCCCUCAUGAGCGAGGUGCUGGGCUUGAUUGACAGUCCCAGCGGCCUGCAGAUGACCAGUAACAGUUGGCUGCAGGAGGACAAGGAGGAGGAAGAAGAGGAGGAGGAGGAGCAGAGCUCCGUGUUUGAGAUGGCGGUUGAGAGCCCCACGCUGAGCUCCCCCAACCCCUCCAUGGGGAGCACGCCGGUCAGGGCGCAUCCCAACCACAGGGGGCGCUUUUGUAGCUCGGAGUCGACAGAGCACGAGGAGGACGGCAGGUCUCUCAAGACGCCAGACGCGUCCAUGGGGUCGCCGGUACGGGUGGAACCCACCAUGGAGGCAGAGAGGUUCCAGAGGGCGGCGGACGUGCUGGCGCGUCACUAUGGGGGCGGGUCCUUCUCCAGGGGGAGGAGUCCCAGCGAGGAGGGCUGCGGGUCUGAUUCAGCGUCCAGUGCGUCUUCCCUGCACGGCCAUAAGGCUCCGUACGCCUUCCCUGAUGAGGAGGAGGAGAUUAAAGUAUAAAUGUCAAUGUUAUAUGUUUAAGAGCAGUAAGGAAACGUUUCACUUUUGUAUUCACACUACAAGAAGACUGUUGAAUCUUGACACAUAACAAUCGUGAAGAAAUCUAGUUUUUUAAUAACUUUUUGUAAUCUGCAUAACUGUGUUUUAUUACCCCCAAUACCAUCAAAAAACAGGCUGACCUUGAAUCUUCAAAUCCUAAUGGAUGCGUAAAACCUUGUUGCAUGAGAAGAACAUUUUAAGAAGUGUUUCUACAGCAAGAACCACGCAAAGUGGGUUAGCCCAGACCAACAUGAUGACACAAAAUUUAAUAAAAUCUAUAUGUAUUGUAAAAUUACAAUAAACUAACCCCAUUCAUAAUCUGAAUUUUAAUAAUAUUUUUUAACCAACAUUGCAGACUCUCAUAUGAAGAAUAAAGUUUAAGGAAGAAUUUUGUGCAAGAAGUAUAGAAAGGAAGAAUACUGUUAUCUAAAUGUAAAGAAAAUCCCUAUAUCUUUGACAAAAAAUUAAAAGGGAAAUCAAAUGUAUCUGUAUCAAGAUUGUAAAAACGUCAAAAGACAACAUAGAGUGAUGUAGUAGCUGUUCUUUAGAUUUUAGUUUAAGUAGACCUGACAGCACACUUGUGAUUUUUCAUUUUGAGUUUCUGGACCACAACAUGCACAUCAAUAUUCAUUAGAUCCAAGAUCAACAGUUCAUAAAGAUUUGUCUUUUCAAAAAACAUACAGUAGAUAGGGAAAGUAGGUAAGGUUUACCCUGAACCAUAAUAAACCUGUACAGUACAUUCUGUAUAACCACCCAUAAUGCUGAUCGAGAUGGCCUCAAGCAUGGGCUAUAUGUAUAUUUUCAGUGUUACUAUGUCCAUUUAGGUGUGGAUUGAGUAGGUCUAUGUAUAUAUUCUAGGUGGAAGCAGACAUUGUUUUGUAAAGUUUGAAUGUAUCAUAGGACUGUUGAAGGAAAUCAAAUAAUUGGAUAUUCAUGUUUUUAAAUAUAUAGGAGCAUGUACUGACCUGAUGUCUAUGUAACGUACACAUGUGACUACUGUAUGUGGAGCAUUUACACAUAAUAGCAGUUAUAAUCCCAACAAAGCAUACCCAUUUAAUUAAAUAAUGUUUUCAUAA